Messenger RNA from Scomber scombrus (Atlantic mackerel), 3637 nucleotides. It is a transcript of the gene fech, whose product is annotated as ferrochelatase. The transcript has 11 exons. NCBI's taxonomy places the organism in Eukaryota, Metazoa, Chordata, Actinopteri, Scombriformes, Scombridae. Gene Ontology annotation, molecular function: protoporphyrin ferrochelatase activity. Gene Ontology annotation, biological process: heme biosynthetic process. The record is from RefSeq and is a predicted model, not a curated record. Bases 105 to 1316 code for a protein of 403 amino acids.
UAGUGCGGAGGAACACGCGUGGAUUCAGUAGCUGAGAGCAGACGUACCCUUCAUAUCAGCGGGGAGACAGACUUUAUUUUCGGCAGUGAAAACAGGAAACUACCAUGAUGGCAGUCCUGGGCAACGCCGGUCGCUUGAUCCAAUUUGCCAGGAGCAACAUCAGUCUGAGUUUGAGGAGACAAUCCACCGCUGCUGCUUUAGCCCAAUCUAUGACUCCAGACACACAGGAGAACAGGAAACCUAAGACGGGCAUCCUGAUGCUGAACAUGGGAGGACCCGAGAAACUAGAAGACGUUCACGACUUCCUGCUGCGGCUCUUCAUGGACACAGACCUGAUGAAACUCCCUGUACAGAAUAAGCUCGGUCCCUUCAUCGCGAAGCGCCGCACGCCGAAGAUCCAGGAGCAGUACAGCAAGAUCGGCGGAGGCUCGCCCAUCAAACACUGGACCUCCAUGCAGGGAGAGGGCAUGGUGAAGCUGCUGGAUGAGAUGAGCCCCGAGACAGCCCCUCACAAGUUCUACAUCGGUUUCCGGUACGUCAACCCGCUGACGGAGGACGCCAUCGAGGAGAUGGAGAAAGACGGGGUGGAGAGAGCCGUGGCCUUCACACAGUAUCCUCAGUACAGCUGCUCCACCACAGGAAGCAGUCUGAAUGCCAUCUACCGUUACUAUACCAACAGAGGCUCAAGGCCGAAAAUGCGCUGGAGUGUCAUCGACCGUUGGCCCACACACCCUCUGCUGGUGGAGUGUUUUGCAGAACACAUCAAUAACGAGCUGCUGAAGUUCCCAGAAGAGAAAAGAGACGACGUCGUCAUUCUGUUCUCAGCGCACUCGCUCCCUAUGGCUGUUGUAAACAGAGGCGACCCAUAUCCUCAGGAAGUGGGAGCCACAGUUCAAAGAGUCAUGGAGAGACUGGGACACUGUAACCCUUACAGACUGGUGUGGCAGUCCAGGGUGGGGCCCAUGGCGUGGCUCGGCCCCCAGACGGACGACGUGAUCAAAGGUCUGUGCGAACGGGGGAAGAAGAACCUCCUGCUGGUGCCGAUCGCCUUCACCUCGGACCACAUAGAGACUUUACACGAGCUGGACAUCGAGUAUGGACAAGUGCUGGGGGAGGAGUGUGGAGUGGAGAACAUCAGGAGAGCAGAGUCAUUGAAUGGAAACCCUAUUUUCAUGAAGGCACUGGCAGACCUGGUCCAGUCCCACCUGAAGACCAACAAGCCCUGUUCCCGACAGCUGACCUUGCGCUGCCCGCUGUGCACCAACCCCACCUGUGGAGAGACCAAGGCCUUCUUCGCCGGCCAGAAUCUCUCAUAGAAACAUGCCACACACACACACACACGCACACACUGAUACCCUUCCUGCUGUGAAGAAACAUAAUGGCCUCCUCCUAUAAACAGAAGCAUCACGCACACACACAUAAACACACACUGUCUGUCCAGCAAGAGUGUCAGUUGCAUACAAAACGGUAUUUGGAAUCCAUUCUGUGGGGUGAAAAAUGUAUUAGGUGAGAGAACUGACACUCUGCAGAAACCGCUAACGUUGCAUCAAAGCUACAGAAAAAAGCCUUGCACUCGUUUUUUUUGGUGUUUUUAAAAAAAAUUGUAGUUCCCUUGCUUACAUUCCAUUCCAUUUGCUCGGCCCCUGCAAACCUCAAUCGGAGACCCUGUUUCUCUUCUCGCUGGUGCUAAGUCAGCCUUCACGAUGACACCACACAGAUGGGUUCUGAUUGGUUAGCUGUUUCUCUCCCCUGCCUUAAAACCUGUCGCUUCACGCCCACCUGUCACUGACCCCCCCGCCCUUCCUGCUGAAAUCCCUGCAACUUCAUUGGAGGAGGUGGGUGCUGCUUAAAAUGCUGUUGCCUGACGACCGUUUUAAUAUCCAGGUGGAUGCCACUUAGCUUAAGAGAUGGAGAAAGGUGAAUUUGUAUGAAUUUCACCUACUUUAGGAAUUCGGCAGAUUUAUUUUAAAGCUUAAACCUCCCUUUAAGUUUUUAAAAAAUGAGGUGGAUUAAGGAUCUCUCAGGGCAUCAUGUAACAAGGUUGGGGGACGUGUGAGAUGGUUUAAAGAAAGGAAGAAAUAUGUCGUUACAAUACAUUAACAUGUUUACUUAUAUUCUUCAGGAUUAUGGACAGUUGUGAGCCUCUCGGCCUCUGCUGAUAACAAAAAAAAUGAAAAUUGAACUGUUCGCCUCUUAAUAUGUGCAGGCUCUGGGGGAGCUUUUGCUUCUCUUUAAGCCACAGACCAGUUCUUCAUUUUGAGAGUGACUCAGUAUAUCAAUAAACAGCCAAUGAAAAGGCGAGAAGGUAAAUUAGCCACCGAGUUAAAACCAACUCGGUUAUGUUUUUGCAGUUUUUGAUACCUCAAGUACAGCUGAACAAAGAUGUUAUAUCAGAAUGUGAAACAAUGAAAAGGGUUGACAUAAUUAAAGGCACCGGUUCCUACAGUGCAGAAAUGUGUCGCUGUAUUGUAGCGUCAGAAGAGGGAAGUCAUUUGUAUGAAAAUUCUAUCCAUCAGGCCAUUGAUGGGUGGGGAAAACACACAAGAACACAUGCUAAAGAAUUCCCAACACUGAGUCCUUGUUUUCAGGUUGUGUGUGGAUUUCACAACCUAUGGUCUGUAUUUCCUCUUUGAAUCCUCUCACUAAUCAUUGAAGUUAAUUAUGUGCAGGUUCUACUUUCAUCACCAGGUCUGAUCUGUUACUUUAAUUCAUCCAUAUCAAAAUUCAUGUUUGAUUUUAUAAGGUAUUUACCACUUAGCACAGGCUUUGUCUGUUAUAUUACCGUGAGCACACCGUUUCAAAUUAAGGUGAUAAGACAACAUGUUUUUAGAUUUAAAUGAGAUAAUAUUGCACCCUCCUUAUAGGUGUAAUACGAGAAGAUGAAGUCACUUGUGAAGCACUGUAGGAGAAGCAGAUGUUUUCUUUUUUUUUUUUUUAAAUACAGCAUAUAGAAGUAGCACAGAUUUGUCUAAAUUGACAUACGUCAAGUGUUAAGUUUCGUUUAAAGGUCGAUCGACUUUGUCAGUUUAAACCUCAUUGCACUUUAUUUGUGACCCCUUCCCAUAAUCACCUCGCUCCAUGAUUAAGUAAAAAUUAAAUGUUGAAAAACCUCAUGUCAUUAGGUAGGUUGAAUAUGAUUGGCUGCAGUUCUGUUAAGUGUCCUAAAGGUUGUGAGUUUGAUCCCACCUGGUGGACUGUUAGCUAGGGACGAGAAUCUCCACUAAUGUGCAAAACAACACCUCACUCUUUGUACGGAAGGUAACUCGACCUUUCAUCGCUAACCCUGUUCCCCCUCUGCUCUUUUUGUCCUGUAAUGCCAUGAUAAGGUGCCUUUUACUAUGGCUUACUAGCAAGACUGGACUUGUGCUUUAUAUAAGAAAAAAAUGUAUGUGUUAACCAAAAUGCUGACUGAAAAAAAUCUGCCCUGAAAUCUGAAUGAACAUGUUCCUGCUGUGAUCUAGGCCAUCGGCAGCUCUGUCGCCAUGCUGAAAUCCUGGAAAAGAGAUAACGAUUGAGGCGUUUGAACUCUGAACUGUACAAUUUAGUGUUCUAACCCGCUAACAGCUAGCUAACUCUAGCUAACAAGGCACAGGGCAAGCGAAUGAGUUAAGUAGCGCUCGCCAGUGUCUCAACAGGC